AUGCUUGAAAAGAGUAUAAAUGGAACUACACAAGUUUAUUCUACUGGUUCACGGAGUAUAAUGUCAGCUAGUUUUAUCAUCCUGUUUGGUGUACUUACAUGCUUCACAGAAUGGUCACUUGAGACAGUGGUAAAUACUACUGAGUCUCACAUCAAUUCGACUGAAUCACAAUCCACUCUGUUGCAGGCAACCCUGCAAUCAUCAGACUGUUUACGGUUGUUUGCUUCACUUUUUGGACGAUAUUAUUGGGUUGAUUUUUGCGACAGUAAUAGUUAUACUGACCCAUAUUUUAUGUAUUAUACAAAUAUGAUUUGUUCACAUCGAAGUUAUUUGACAACGAGAUACUGGAUCGUGUAUUCGCAACACGAAUUCCACGGUCAAUAUAUUAUAAUUCCACCCGGUGAAUGUAAUAAUCAUUUAAGGCAAUACGGAAUGACGUCAGUUGGGUCAGUACUGAAAUGCUCAAGAGCAAACCAAUACGACACGAACUAUUACUGUCAUAGACCACGUAGAACAUUGCUGCCGAAUAAUCAAUUUCCACAUGGCAUUCCUCCAUUCGGACCGCAACAGGUUCAAGAUCCAUUUGGAUCGACGAAUUUUCUUGGUCCACAAAAUUAAGGUAUGACAAGUGAAAUGGAUUCAACUUAGAAUAUUUAUUAUAAAAAACUUUCACUGUAAUAAAAUUUUUCUAACAAACACUACAAUAUGAAAUAAUCAAAAUAUAUUUUGCAAUUGUACUGACUUUGAUGGUGAUAUUUGUGGAAAUUAUAUAUUUACCUGGUC
Molecule: messenger RNA, 783 nt
Organism: Schistosoma intercalatum
Lineage: Eukaryota; Metazoa; Platyhelminthes; Trematoda; Strigeidida; Schistosomatidae
Source: the annotation of a GenBank genome assembly